Messenger RNA from Trichomonas vaginalis G3, 1584 nucleotides. Its product is annotated as SLEI family protein family. The transcript has a single exon. Lineage: Eukaryota; Parabasalia; Trichomonadida; Trichomonadidae. Bases 1 to 1584 code for a protein of 527 amino acids. The record is from RefSeq and is a predicted model, not a curated record.
AUGCUUCCUCUCUUCAACAAAGUGCUUCCUCUCUUCUUCAAAGUGCUUCCUCUCUUCUUCAAAGUACUUCCUCUCUUCAUCAAGGUGCUUCCUCUCUUCAUCAAGGUGCUUCCUCUCUUCAUCAAGGUGCUUCCUCUCUUCAUCAUGCAGCUUCCUCUCUUCAACAAAGUACUUCCUCUCUUGCUCAAGAUGCAGCUUCCUCUCUUCAACAAAGUACUUCCUCUCUUCAUCAAGAUGCUUCCUCUCUUCAACAAAGUACUUCCUCUCUUCAUCAAGGUGCUUCCUCUCUUCUUCAAAGUACUUCCUCUCUUCAUCAAGAUGCUUCCUCUCUUCAACAAAGUACUUCCUCUCUUCAUUAAGAUGCUUCCUCUCUUCUUCAAAGUACUUCCUCUCUUCAUCAAGGUGCUUCCUCUCUUCUUCAAAGUACUUCCUCUCUUCAUCAAGGUGCUUCCUCUCUUCAACAAAGUGCUUCCUCUCUUCAUCAAGGUGCUUCCUCUCUUCUUCAAAGUACUUCCUCUCUUGAUCAAGAUGCUUCCUCUCUUCAACAAAGUGCUUCCUCUCUUCAUCAAGAUGCUUCCUCUCUUCAUCAAGGUGCUUCCUCUCUUCAACAAAGUACUUCCUCUCUUCAUUAAGAUGCUUCCUCUCUUCAACAAAGUGCUUCCUCUCUUCAUCAAGAUGCUUCCUCUCUUCAACAAAGUGCUUCCUCUCUUCAUCAAGGUGCUUCCUCUCUUCAUCAAGAUGCUUCCUCUCUUCUUCAAAGUACUUCCUCUCUUCAACAAAGUACUUCCUCUCUUCAUCAAGGUGCUUCCUCUCUUCAUCAAGAUGCUUCCUCACUCCAUCAAGAUGCUUCCUCACUCCAUCAUGCAUCCAUCAUGCAGCUUCCUCUCUCUUUCAAAGUACUUCCUCUCUUCAUCAAAGUACUUCCUCUCUUGCUCAAGAUGCAGCUUCCUCUUCUCAACAAGGUGCUUCCUCUCUUCAUCAUACAGCUUCCUCUCUUCAACAAAGUGCUUCCUCUCUUCAUCAAGGUGCUUCCUCUUCAUCAAGAUGCUUCCUCUCUUCUUCAAAUACUUCCUCUCUUCAACAAAGUACUUCCUCUCUUCAUCAAGGUGCUUCCUCUCUUCAUCAAGGUGCUUCCUCUCUUCAUCAAGAUGCUUCCUCACUCCAUCAUGCAUCCAUCAUGCAGCUUCCUCUCUUCAUCAAGUUGCUUCCUCUCUUCAACAAAAUACUUCCUCUCUUGAUCAAGGUGCUUCCUCUCUUCUUCAAAGUACUUCCUCUCUUCAUCAAGGUGCUUCCUCUCUUCUUCAAAGUACUUCCUCUCUUCAUCAAAGUGCUUCCUCUCUUCAUCAAGAUGCUUCCUCUCUUCAACAAGUGCUUCCUCUCUUCUUCAAAGUGCUUCCUCUCUUCUUCAAAGUACUUCCUCUCUUCAACAAAGUGCUUCCUCUCUUCAUCAAGAUGCUUCCUCUCUUCAUCAAGGUGCUUCCUCUCUUCAUCAAGAUGCUUCCUCACUCCAUCAUGCAUCCAUCAUGCAGCUUCCUCUCUUUAUCAAAGUGCUUCCUCUCUUCAUCAAGGUGCUUCCUCUCUUGA